Molecule: messenger RNA, 4667 nt
Organism: Morone saxatilis (striped sea-bass)
Lineage: Eukaryota; Metazoa; Chordata; Actinopteri; Moronidae
Gene: pax2a
Product: paired box 2a
Exons: 12
Coding region: 513-1949 (478 amino acids)
Biological process (GO): regulation of transcription by RNA polymerase II; anatomical structure development
Molecular function (GO): DNA-binding transcription factor activity, RNA polymerase II-specific; RNA polymerase II cis-regulatory region sequence-specific DNA binding
Source: RefSeq, a predicted model, not a curated record
UCAGGCACAGCCCAUUCUGGAGGAGAGGGGGACACACUGCUCUGUACUUCGCCGUGUCCAUGUUGUUGUCAUCUCCGCCCCUAUCUGAUUAAACCACAGAGCCCGCCGCUCCUCCACGCCGUCAGAGGAGAAGGAUUUUUCCGGCCGCAGAUAUUCCGAGCGGACCCGUGGACACUCCAGCUACUCCUUUUGGUUUUCCCUCAUGAUGUCCUUUAAACACAAACAGUGACCCGGUUUGAGUCAAUGUUGCUGCGACUGGUGCGCUCUGCACACGCGUGGGUCAUGCUCUGCACCUGACAGCCCCUCUGCAGACUUCUGACUUUAGACUCGAACAGGAGGAAAAACUUAGCAUCGCCCCCAAGAAGUUGCUGACUGCUGCAGCCCGCGGACUCUGCCCACACGGACUGUUUUACACCAAAAUAUCCGUCCUUGUUUUUUUUACUCCUACAUAGCUGCACAACAGAGGCGAAACGGCGACCUCAGUCGAUUACCUUUCUUUCCUUUGCUAUCCGAUGGAUAUUCACUGCAAAGCAGACCCCUUCUCGGCGAUGCACCGGCACGGCGGUGUAAACCAGCUCGGCGGGGUGUUCGUCAACGGCAGACCCCUCCCGGACGUGGUGAGGCAGCGGAUCGUGGAGCUGGCCCACCAGGGCGUCCGGCCCUGCGACAUCUCCAGACAGCUACGGGUCAGUCACGGCUGUGUCAGCAAAAUUCUCGGCAGGUACUAUGAAACCGGCAGUAUUAAACCCGGAGUCAUUGGUGGCUCCAAACCAAAGGUUGCAACUCCGAAAGUGGUGGAUAAAAUUGCUGAAUAUAAGCGCCAGAAUCCAACCAUGUUCGCUUGGGAGAUAAGGGACCGACUAUUGGCUGAGGCCGUCUGCGACAACGACACAGUUCCCAGCGUGUCAUCCAUCAACAGGAUUAUCCGCACCAAAGUCCAGCAGCCAUUCCACCCGUCCCCUGACGGAUCCGUUACGCCGCUCUCCACGCCGGGCCACACUAUAGUGCCCAGCACAGCCUCGCCCCCUGUGACCAGCGCUUCCAACGAUCCCGUAGGAUCCUACUCCAUCAACGGCAUUCUGGGUAUCCCCCGCUCCAACGGCGAGAAGAGGAAACGAGACGAUGUUCUCUGGAGUGGCAACCACUUGGAUGGAAGGAAAAUAGGACAUUAUGGCUCUGAUGGCUCAGGCCCUGGCAGCGACUCUCAGGGCAGUGUGGAGAGUUUAAGGAAGCACCUGCGAGCAGACGCCUUCACCCAGCAGCAGCUGGAGGCCCUGGACCGUGUGUUUGAACGUCCUUCUUACCCUGACGUCUUCCCCACUUCAGAACACAUCAAACCUGAACAGGCGAAUGAGUACUCACUCCCAUCCCUGAACGCUGGCCUGGAAGACGUGAAGCCAAGCCUUUCCACCAGCGCCAGCUCCGACCUCGCCUCCAGUGUCUCCCAGAGCUACUCUGUUGUGACAGACUCUCACCCAUCAUAUCCACCUUCCAUGUGUGUAAAGCGGGAGCCCCAUGAGGCAUCCUUUGCUCCCUUCACCCCCUCCUCUGUUGGGGAUUCUGCUCUAGCUGACAUCUUGCCCCACCAGUCCAGCCUCUCUGUAGAUGCCUCUACUCCCAGCUACCCUGCCCAUGCCCACGGCCCCUGCUACAGCCAGUAUGCCAGCCAGCCCUUUAUAGCAGGUCGAGACAUGGCCAGCACCACCUUACCUGGCUACCCGCCUCAUGUCCCCCCCACAGGACAAGGCAGCUACCCCACCUCCACACUCGCUGGAAUGGUUCCUGGAGGGGACUUUUCUGGAAACCCUUACUCUCAUCCACAAUACACCACUUACAACGAAGCAUGGCGGUUCAGCAAUCCAGCAUUACUAAGUUCCCCUUAUUAUUAUAGUGCCGCAUCUCGUGGCUCCGCACCUCCCACUGCUGCCACUGCCUACGACCGCCACUAGUUACCAUGGAGACCAGCUCAAACUGCAGGGCCAGGGUUUCGGCCUCCAUAUUGUCCCCGUCUGAGAAACACUGAGGUCAAAGGGAAGCGAGGUGGAAUCCUAAAGGAAACCCCAUGAUGUGGAGUAAGGAUCAGCGAGGUCGACGCCGGUGCAUCAUGCCCAGCUUCGGCGUUACACACUUUUGGGUCAAAAGGGCCCACGGGCGUUCAGAACUCACCCAUCAUGCCCUCAAUCUCUCACAGGCCUGAACAUUUCCAGAAUGACUUUAAGAGAUUAUAUAAAUAUAUAUAUUAUAAAAUAUAAAUUGAAGAAAACAGUGUGAAGAAUACCAUGUGGAAAAAAAUGUUGUGGGUUUUUAUUUUUGUUUCUUUGUUGCUGUUGUUGUUGUUGUUAUUUUAUUCAUGGAUCCUCACAUUCCUUUUAUGUGAUGAACUGCAGUAUUUUUCUGCUCUAAAGAGAGUCCAGGGGAGAUGACAAUGGUCCCAUAGUUUGAUGGUGCAGCGACUCGAACCAGUGUUGUGGGGCCCCUUUGACACUUAAUGCGAUUCUGGCUCCACACUGUAGGGCGUGCUUUCCUCUGGUGCUUUGACUACGUCUCCUGCUCCCAUUUCGCCAGUCCCACCUACAUUAUCAGAUAAACACAGCAUGUCCUACAACGUUUACUGACCCUAUAUAGACCAAUGGCAACAUCACACUCCCUGUGGCAAACAAUCAGAUGUAAAAAUGUAAAUCAUUUUGCAAAGUAUUAAAAAACGUGGUGGCCACAAAAUGGUUUCGCCAUAAUUUUAAAUACUUUAAAUUAUUUUUUUCUGUCACUAUUUUUUAAUGUAAAAAAAUGCUAUCAAAGAUAGUUCACAUCAGAGUAGUUCAGUCACAUUUCCUUCAUUUUCCAGCCAUGUCCAUGUCCAUGCAUGAUCGUCCUUUGCUCUUUUUUUGCACUAUAACCUCAGCUUAUUUAAUUUAUUUGGUACAUUCACUUAAAAUUAUGUUUAGUUAACCUACCAAUUUUAACCAUAAGUCGAAACUAUUUAUGUUGCAUAAUGUAGGUGUAAAAACACAAAGCAGACAGACAGACAGACAUGUUUUUGUGUGAACAUCUUGUUCUGAGUAAAAGCGACAAUUUCAGGUUUCUGAGCAGUUUGUAAGCCAUAGCUCUAUGGCUACAUGAACAAAUUCAAUUCUCCUGGGUUAUACUUCAUUCAGCUACUUAGUCAUACCACUAGAUGCCUACACAGUUUAGAGAGCUGUACGCAGUUGAGCGAACCAACUGUAAAUUAGCUUCAACAAUUGCCUUACAAACCUGUUUUUUCACCGUAAAUUCAUGCCUGUUCAAUGAAAUUAAUUGCCUUUACAAACACAUAUUCACCACCCUCUUCGAGUUACGUUCUACUCUCCAUAGGGACUGAAAGGAAAUACUGAUUCAGUUUGCUUUUUGGAAAAUAUUUUGUGAAUGUACUUUUAACUACAUUUGCCAAAGACUUAGUUUGAUAUUUAAUAUUUUAUUUACAGUAUAUGUAUGCAUAAAUAAAGCAGUAUUAUCUUUUAAAUAAGUAGUCAACACUGAACAUGUAUGUUGUGACUUUUCAACAGGCGAACAACAUAAUGCAUAUGACUGUAAUGAAAAAGGUGAAAUUCAGUGACUAUACCAUCAGUUGCAACUAAAUGCUGCUUUGUAGAAUGAUUUGUGAAUAAUGUGAAGACAAUUCUUCUCUGUAAAUAAUAUCACACACCAUUGCAGUAUCAUACUAAUGUACUGGCUCCCUUUGUAGAUAUACAGACCGAAAAAAAAAACAUGCAUUACAUUUGUGUCUUAAUGUAAUGUUGUGCUCUGAGGAAAGGCACAACUACUGUAAUAACCUGUGGCUGCAGGUUUCAGAUGCUAACAUCACAUAGGUUGUCUUUGUCAUUUUAUUUUGUUUUCAUGAUAAUGUCAUGAUGAUGUUUUAUGUCACUAUGCAAUGAGUUAAAUGGCUUUCUGUAUCAUCUUUUGUUGUUGGGCUCAGAACAAGUAAUCCCCAUGGAGAACAGCAUAAAACUUAAGAAGUACAAAAGACCUCCAGCGUGAAAUGGUUUCUCUCUAGUUUAACUUUUGCUCCACAAAUGAAGAUGUGAUCAAACUAAAGUCCUUGGCAACAAUCAAAGAUAUUGUCCUGUUUGCUGUUAGUAGAUGUUGUGAUCAUUAUGUUAAUCCAAAUUACAGUCAUCUGUGCCUCCAUGUAUAGAAACACAUCCACACUUAUUCCCAGUCACCCAUCUCUCCUCCCUCCCUCCACUCCAACCCAGCUACCAAUACAACUCUUUAGUGUAGGGCAUCCAAGAUGAAGUUUACUUUAAUUCUUCACAAGCAAAUACACCAUCUGGUACCAGGGUUAACUGUCAUUGUUGAGGGCACCAGAUAACAGAGAAACAGACUGCGGUCCUGCUCUUCAGGAGAAGCUAUCCUCUACAAAUUGCACUUGGGAUUUGCCUAUUUCUGUCUACAUGUAGCUCGACAUAUCUGAAAAUGAAACACUGGCGCAGAGUGCAAGCCGCCGUCAUUCAGGAGAAGUCUUUGCUUUAGGAAGCAGAGCACCUCUGAAGGAAUGGGUCUUCUGCUGUUGUAAAGAUGAUACAGGAGAUGUGUCAUGGACAUUAAAAGGAUUUCUGAUGAAAAUCUAUACGGAAAGCCUUGUGGCCUCAAUCAUUGUUCUGUUUCAGUUCUGUUCCAAUUCUUUUUGU